Chionomys nivalis (European snow vole) is the source of this 5981-nucleotide messenger RNA. It is a transcript of the gene Deptor, whose product is annotated as DEP domain containing MTOR interacting protein. The transcript is spliced from 9 exons. Gene Ontology annotation, molecular function: protein binding. Gene Ontology annotation, biological process: intracellular signal transduction; negative regulation of TOR signaling. NCBI's taxonomy places the organism in Eukaryota, Metazoa, Chordata, Mammalia, Rodentia, Cricetidae. The coding region runs from base 172 to 1401 and encodes 409 amino acids. The record is from RefSeq and is a predicted model, not a curated record.
AAAUCUCUAGCUUGCCCGCAGGGAUUCCCUCACGAGCCAAUCGCUUGUGAGCCACGGGACCGCCAGGAACAAAGAUGGCCGGGGCGGUCUCGGCGAGGGCAGGCUGAUACGAAAGCCAGGCACUCGGCGGGACAGCAAAGGCAGAGUAGCAACAGCCGCGCUGUCGGGAGCAUGGAGGAGGGCAGCAGCGGCGGCAGCGGUGGCAGCGACAGCAAUCCCGGCGGGAGUGGUGGGGCACAGCAGAGAGAGCUGGAACGAAUGGCUGAAGUCCUCGUCACCGGGGAGCAGCUCCGGCUGAGGCUCCAUGAAGAAAAGGUUAUUAAGGAUAGGCGGCAUCAUCUCAAGACCUACCCAAACUGCUUUGUCGCGAAAGAACUGAUCGACUGGUUGAUUGAGCACAAGGAGGCCUCUGACCGAGAGACGGCAAUAAAACUCAUGCAGAAAUUAGCUGACCGGGGCAUCAUUCAUCAUGUGUGUGACGAGCACAAGGAAUUCAAGGAUGUAAAGCUCUUCUACCGCUUUAGAAAGGACGACGGAACCUUCCCGCUGGACAACGAAGUGAAGGCCUUCAUGAGAGGACAGAGGCUGUAUGAAAGACUGAUGAGCCCAGAAACUACCCUCCUACAGCCGCGGGAAGAGGAAGGGGUGAAGUAUGAGCGAACCUUCAUGGCCUCUGAAUUCCUGGACUGGUUGGUUCAGGAAGGCGAGGCCACGACAAGGAAAGAGGGGGAGCAGCUUUGCCACCGGCUCAUGGAGCAUGGCAUCAUACAACAUGUGUCCAACAAGCACCCAUUUGUGGACAGCAAUCUCCUCUACCAGUUCAGAAUGAACUUCCGUCGGAGGCGAAGACUGAUGGAGCUGCUCAAUGAGAAGUCCCCCUCCUCCCAGGAGACGCACGACAGCCCCUUCUGCCUGAGGAAGCAGAGCCAUGACAGUCGGAAAUCCACCAGUUUUAUGUCAGUCAGCCCCAGCAAGGAGAUCAAGAUCGUGUCUGCCGUGCGGAGGAGCAGUAUGAGCAGCUGUGGCAGCAGUGGCUACUUCAGCAGCAGCCCGACGCUCAGCAGCAGCCCCCCGGUGCUCUGCAACCCCAAGUCUGUGCUGAAGAGACCUGUCACUUCUGAGGAACUCUUGACCCCUGGAGCUCCGUAUGCCAGGAAGACAUUCACGAUUGUUGGUGAUGCCGUUGGCUGGGGCUUUGUGGUGCGAGGAAGCAAGCCAUGCCACAUCCAGGCCGUGGACCCCAGUGGACCUGCAGCCGCCGCAGGGAUGAAGGUCUGCCAGUUCGUUGUCUCUGUCAACGGGCUCAACGUGCUGAAUGUAGACUACCGCACCGUGAGCAACCUGAUUCUGACAGGCCCACGGACCAUCGUCAUGGAAGUCAUGGAGGAGUUAGACUGCUGAGCACAGAGACGUUCCUGCUGGUGCCCUGUCCCAGGACCACACAGCAAUGACAUAACAUGACAGCCAGUCAAAUGGAUAAUUGGGACGUACAGAUCUUUUCUCUGUCCAUGCACACCUUGAAUUUCAUGCAGUGUUUGAAUGUGGAGGGAUUGGAUAACACAUCUUUAAAAAAAAAAAAAAACACAGCAGGGGGUGUGGUGGUCCCUAAUCCCAGCACUCAGGAGGCCGUGGCAGAAGCAGAGCUGCCCCGUUCAAGGCCAGUCUCAGCUCACAGUGUGAGUGCCCCUCUCAAAAACGGUGUGCGCUCACACGUGCUUGCACACGCAUGGGCUCGUGCCAAUGUAGAUGACAAUAGCUAAACAGUUUCCCUUUGGGGUGGGAUUGCCUUACUAGAGCCCAGUCCGUAGUCCCCGACCAUUGGUUUUCGUGGUUGCAGAAAGUUGCUGAAAUAGCACCGUGGGAAAAUGCCAUUUUCAGAAGAAUGAUUAUUAUAUAGCUUACGUCAUUUCUAUUGUUCUUUCGUGGCAGGGAUAAUGAAACAGCGCCUGCAGUCCUGAAUACUCAGGGCACGGGGUGCAAGAGGAGAAUCGCUUGAAUUCUGGAGGUUGCGCCAGCCUGGGCAACAUAGUGAGACCCCCACAUUAGCAAAAAAGGUUUUUCACCAAAAUUAGCCUGAGGCUGUUAAAUAAGCCUAGAUUUCACCACCUUAAAGUGAAAGCACCAACCCUAGGAAUGUGACCGGCUAACGAGAAUUUCCACAAAGGUUCUUAAGCAUUCAACGGCCUAAAAGCCAUCAUCGCGGAGUAACUUUUUCCUCUCUAUUUAAAUCUUCUUACUGGGGUGGUGGGGCUUGCUAGGUCUCCCCUGGCUACUGACUUCUCCUUAAUUUCUUCCUUUAUCACCAAUUUUCAGCUUAACCUGUUUCAGGUAUGGCAUAAAUAAAUAAUAAAACAAACCUCCGUGCCCCGGGUGGUGGGGAUGGGCAAGGAGACAAUCUGUGACCCUCUGUUCUCUUUUGCCCCAUGCAUGGGCUCCAGCAGCUUUCUGGGGUUCAUUUGAAGUCUUCUGGGUGUGAAAGCAAAGAGGUCUGUGCAUGCCCAUGGAAGACUCAAAGUCAAACCUCUGCUGAGAUUGCACUUUGCCAGCGUCCACUUUUAAGGGAUUCGGCUCCAGUGCAACAAAGUUGAGAUUCAAAACGCCUUCUUAGCCUGGAUUUUUGCAAGCCUUCUAAUGUCAUGGUACGUGCUGCUCCUUUAGAGGUCUGCUUGCCACUGCCGCCUCCGUCUUGUGUUGGAAGUCUUCAUCUCCCUUGCGUGUGUUUCUUUGAUCUAGAAAAGACUCCCAGAGAAUCAGAUAUGGUAGGCUGUGCCUGUAAUCCCAGCACCCAGGAAGUGGAGGCAGGAAGAUCAGGUAAGCCCGAGAUUUAGGAGACCCUGUAUACCAGGAGGGGUGGGGGAUACAUUCAGGGUAUUGGUGUGGAGAGGAUAGUCCUCAGAGUACCAAAUGAGAGAGUCAUUUUGCAUACUAAAUUUUGAACAGAGAGGCUGCUUUCUUAUUAUGCAUUAACAAAAUAAUUGUUAUGCCUCAGUAAUUUUUUAGUGGGAGGUGAUCAUCAUGUAUUGGUACUGGUGGGAUGCAUUUAGUUAUCACAUAUAUGCAUUUUAUUAGCAUAUAUAUGCUAAUCCAACUUUUCUAGCUUUGGUAAGAAAAUGGGAUUUUGAAGCGCUACGGGAUAGCUGACACUAGUAUUACCCAUCCUUGUCUGAAAAAGAUGCCGCGUGAGUACACUUAUGCUACGAGCAAGGCUCUCUGCCGUGGCAUUUAGUGUCUAUGCUCUCCUCAUCCCCUGUCACAGCCUUUUAAGAUAACUGUUAUCACCCUCAUUUUUAGAUGAGGACACUAGGACUGAGGAGAUUCAAUAAUGGUCUCUAAGUCCAAGCACCUGUGAUAACUACAUAACCACAGCCCAUUUCUCUGAUGCUAAAGCCCCUUUGCCUGUCUGCCGCAGACUUCCUAUUUAGAGGUUUUAUAUUCAGGGCUCUUGAAGACUUCAUGGGUUUUUGUUUGUUUGUUUGUUUGUUUUUAUUGGCCUGAGAGGUCUAUACCGUCAUCACCCAUUUUAUAGAUGAAGAAACCGACUCAUAACACAGGUUGGUUCAUCAUACGCUCAAAACAGCCCAGCAACUCUGUAGGAGACCUUACCACGUGGCUUUCAUUUGUGUUUGUUGCUUGUUUUGAGACAGUGUCAAGCUCCUCCUCCUCCACUUCCUAAGUGGGAUUAUAGGCUCACAGCCCUGCCCUCAGACAGCAUUAAAACCCCAACAGAGGAGUCUCGGCUGUUUUCUGUCUUAGGUGUUUCUGGACUGACAGAAGAGGUAGGGAUGCCUGUGCGGCGUUGCAUUCUUCUUGCUGCUUACCUGUGAAUGCCGUUUGUCUUGAACCCGAGAUCCUAUAAUUUCCCUUUAGCCAAACUGGAAGCGCCUCUCUGUACUCCACACAGCUUCUCCUUCUAGCCAUCAGGGAGGGAGCGAAGAACACUUUAACUGUUUUACUUGGUUCUUCUCAUUCCCAGUUUAAAGGUCAAGUGCCAAAGGACAUUUGCUACCUCAGCAAAUAUCUUUUGACUUUGAGUUAAGGUCUCUCUUAUUACAAUUAAGAUAAAUAAAUCUUUAAAUUAAAAAAAUAAAACUAGCCCAGAAUCCAGGAGAAUUCCAGUGGGGAAAUAGAUACCAUCUUUUAUGAGAAGACUUGCAUGGAAUUUGUGGCCAUUUCCAAAUCUCUAAAAGUAAAUGCAAAAAAGGAGUCAUUGCUCCUUGAAGGUAGUUAUUGAAAGCUUUAGGCUCUCUGGGUCCAAAUUCAUAUCCAACCAUUGGAUGGGAAUGUCAAUGAAGUCCGAUUUCUAAUGAUAUUUUCAGAGUCCGUAGACCUAAAAUGUUAGUGCCGUGUACUAUGUAGUACACAGUUUAAUUAUCUUAUUUGACUAACAAAUGAGGUAUAGAACGGUCUUGUGCUAUACCCAAACUCAUGAAACUUGUCAGGUAGGAAUUUGAGCUGCACACCUUCUGAAUCUGCUGCCAUCCAGCCCUGUUGCAGUACAACCUUCUGCAACUGAAACAGGCCUAUGGCAUGAUGUACUCAAAAAUCAAAGCAGUACCUGGUGUCUGGGAAGGGAAUAUCAUCUUUUAUUGUUGUUGUUUGUUUCAGAUUCUUAUUCUGAAUGUAGGCCAUGUUGGCUGGGAAUGUACUAUAUAGCACAGGCUAGUCUCAAAUUCAACCAUCCUCCUGCUUCAACCUCCUGAAGACUAGAAUUACAAGCCUGAGCUACCAUGCCUUUUUUCAAUUAUUUUGGUCUUCAUGUGUAUUGGUGUGUCUGUGAUCUUCAAAGAGGAAAUGAUACGUACUGCCUGAUAUAACUUACCUAUGCACCUUGGACGCUUUCCUUCUUGUUCCUUAAAAAAAUAUUUUCAAAGCCAGGCUUGAUGACUCACACCUAUAAUGCUAACAUUUGGGAAGCUGACGCAGGGGAAUUGCCAUGACCUUAAGGCCAGACGGGGCUACAGAGACUUGACCUACAAAACAAAACUAGACAAAAUAUUCUAAACUUUUUUUAGAUGUCUGUGUGCAAUUUUUUAUGCUUUAAUGAUGGGAAGGAAGACAGUUUUUGUUCUGUAGUUAGCACUGUAUGUGCAAAUUAGAAGACCAUCUUUUGUCGAAAUGAAAACCGCCAUUGUCCUUUGGUCCAUUUCUGCCUCCUGAGGUUUAAUUACAACUAGGUGUGGUGACCCAGAGCAAGGAAAGACUCAUGUUGGAGAAGGGAGUUUUAGGCUAUCCUGGGCUCACACAGAGACCCUAUCUAAAGAAUAAUUUAUCAGGCCUAGGAUCUCACCCCUCUGAUCCCAGCACUGCAGAAGCAGAAGGAUCACCAUAUCCAAGGCCAGCCUGGACUACAUGUGAUAUCCAAAAGGCAUAAUAACUAAGGCUAAGAUCAAGAGAUGGUAGUUGGGAUGAGGAAGACAAGCCAUCUUCACCUAAAUGUGCCGUGACGGACUUUACACCAUUGGUGACAGCUGGCUUCUUUUGGAAGGACAGACACCAAGGUUAAGAAUAUCGCUGCUUUCCAUUCAAACAGGAGUCUUGGGUUUCCACACUUUCUUUUCAAAGGUCCGGUGGAGAUGAUCCACUCCCGGGGCCUGCUUUAAACUGUGAGUACUGGCUCUUCUCCGCAGGCUGCUGAGAAGUCUGUUUUUCUUUGCCUAUAAAUGAGCAGAAUAACCCCAGGGCACUUUGAUGUGGCUGGCUGGGUGAAAUUGGUUGUUGCCAUCAAUCGUGAUUUUCUGUCACCUGAGCUUCAGGUGGAAUGUAUAUUUCUUCGAUUGCAGUCCCCAAAGGACAUAAGAGCUGUGUGCCAAAAUGAAGUUCACUGUCAAAGAUCACAUAUAGGAUUGUUAAAUGAGUUUAAAAAUACUUAAUAUAUAGCUUUAUUUUAAAAUUUGGUGAGAGUGAUUUGCUAUCUUUAUUAAAUCUGUACUGUAAUUCUUAAAAUGAUUGUAUGAAAACACAAGGGCAUAGCAUGAAAUAAA